Messenger RNA from Paramecium tetraurelia, 843 nucleotides. RefSeq lists its product as uncharacterized. Lineage: Eukaryota; Ciliophora; Oligohymenophorea; Peniculida; Parameciidae. The record is from RefSeq and is a predicted model, not a curated record. The transcript has 2 exons.
AUGCAAUACGUAGAUGACAUGGUGAGAGUUCAAUAAUUAGCAGAAUCGUGGUAAAAGAAAAAAUCUCUUAAACUACUUAAAUCAAGGCUAUCAAGCGCUAAAAAUCCCUAAAGAACCCUUUCUAGGGUUCCUCAUCUUACAAGAAAUUACAAUACUGUUGAAUAAAAUAUAUUUGCAGUUUCUAAAUUAAACAAGACUUUUUCUCAUAUCUAUAAUUCUCCAAAAGAAAACUAAAAAUAAACAAAUUUAUCUUUUUCAGUUGAUGAAACUUUUUAUCAAUUUCCUUCCAAAUCAAAUACAAAAAAAGAAAAUUAAAUGGUUAUUGAUAGGAUCUAAUAUCAGUUUUAGAUUUUCAAGUAAAAGAACUAGUCUAGAAUUUCUAAGAAAACAUCAUUUUAGCCAAGAGCAUCUUAAACAUUCUCCAGAAAUUCAAUUAGCGUUCAGAACUAAGCGUAAUAAUCAUUAAGCUCUACAAUCAAUAACAAUCUACUUGUCAAUCAAAGAACCGUAUUAAAAAAUGGCGUUAAAUAUCCAUAUCAAUUAUUGAUAAUGAACGAUUCUAGGCAGAAAAUAUUAAAUAGUAUGAUCAAUUCCAAUGAUACUACUUUGUUAACAAUAAGCAAUGCGGGUGAUUUAGAUGAAUUGAAAAAGAAGGAUUCAUAAGUUUAUCAAAAUGAAGUAAAGACUGUUUAAAAUGAAAAACGAAAACAAGAGUUAUUAUCAAGAAAUUAUAUGACUAAUGCUAUGUAUUCUCUUAUGGCUUUAAACAGAAGAUCACAAAGCAAUGUUAAAACCAAAUAUCAAACACUAUUACCUAGAGAUUCAAGGUUCUAUAUGGUUUGA